AUGCCGGCAAUUAUUUCUCGGGGUUUUAUAAAACCUGUGGCCCUUUUCGCGGCUCUGGUACGCGGGUAUGCAAACCCUGGCAGUUGUUCAGGGGCCUGCAAUGUUCAUGACCCAACGUUGAUCCAGAGAUCGUCUGACAACCUUUACUUUCGGUUUUCUACGGGCAACGAGAUCUCUUACGCGAGCUCGUCGUCUAUCAAGGGACCCUGGACGGCCAUUGGAUCUAUGUUGCCAGAUGGGUCUUCCAUUGAUUUACCUGGCAAUACCGACCUGUGGGCUCCAGACGCACAUAUCGUCGAUGAUCUCUACUAUGUCUAUUACUCGGUAUCUGCAUUCGGGUCGCAGGACUCCGCCAUCGGCUUGGCAACCUCGGAGACCAUGGAGUCAGGGUCUUGGACCGAUCACGGUUCCACUGGAAUUGUUUCCUCGUCUUCAAAGUCAUACAACGCCAUUGACGGGAACUUGAUUGAUGUUGAUGGCACCUAUUACAUGAACUUUGGUUCUUUCUGGCAUGAUAUUUAUCAGGUGCCAAUGAACUCUGCCGCGACAAAGACCUCCUCUUCCUCAUACAAUCUGGCCUACAACGCGACCGGUACCCAUUCUGAGGAAGGUUCCUAUAUGUAUAAGUAUGGAAGCUACUACUACCUCUUCUUUUCCUCUGGUAUUUGCUGUGGUUACGACACAUCGAGGCCUGCUACUGGAGAGGAGUAUAAGAUCAAAGUCUGUCGAUCGACUUCCGCAACUGGCGCAUUUGUCGAUGCCGAUGGCACUGCUUGCACCAAUAGUGGAGGCACAACCGUACUGGCAAGCCACAGUACGGUCUAUGGUCCCGGUGGGCAAGGAGUAUAUGACGACCCAAGUCUCGGUCCGGUUCUUUACUACCACUACGUUGACACAACCGUUGGCUAUGCAGAUGGCGAUAAACUCUUCGGAUGGAACGCGAUUGACUUUUCCAGUGGAUGGCCAGUCGUUUAA
Penicillium atrosanguineum is the source of this 975-nucleotide messenger RNA. It is a transcript of the gene abnA, whose product is annotated as putative extracellular endo-1,5-alpha-L-arabinase. The transcript is spliced from 4 exons. Gene Ontology annotation, molecular function: arabinan endo-1,5-alpha-L-arabinosidase activity. The record is from RefSeq and is a predicted model, not a curated record. Gene Ontology annotation, biological process: carbohydrate metabolic process. NCBI's taxonomy places the organism in Eukaryota, Fungi, Ascomycota, Eurotiomycetes, Eurotiales, Aspergillaceae. The coding region runs from base 1 to 975 and encodes 324 amino acids.